Hypomesus transpacificus is the source of this 1419-nucleotide messenger RNA. It is a transcript of the gene vma12, whose product is annotated as transmembrane protein 199. Gene Ontology annotation, cellular component: endomembrane system. The coding region runs from base 514 to 1113 and encodes 199 amino acids. Gene Ontology annotation, biological process: vacuolar proton-transporting V-type ATPase complex assembly. The transcript has 6 exons. NCBI's taxonomy places the organism in Eukaryota, Metazoa, Chordata, Actinopteri, Osmeriformes, Osmeridae. The record is from RefSeq and is a predicted model, not a curated record.
GGUUAGCUACUCUGCAGUGUGGAAUGCUAUCAAACAGUAAUGGCCACAGGAUCUCAUUAAAACAGGACAUAUGAAUGUCAUUUAUUUCAAAGCAGAUAUAUAUACGCAUAGGCUACAACUGUUUCAGUGACAAAGAGAUGGAAAAUGGAGAAGCACUAUUGGAAAUAUGACCUGGCUGAGCAACACCCAGUCCAACCUGCAGGGGCAGGCACAUUUCUGAAAUUGGAAAGAAAAAAAAGAAAAAAAUACAGCAGUGUCACAUGACAUGGAAUAUGGCUGCCUUCUUCCUCGGCAGAGCAUUUUACAUCUAGAAUCUUACUCGUUUUAUGAUUUCAUUAGAAAUAUGAAGAAUUGUUAUCACGUGGGUACAUUUAUCGGUCUUUGUGUGUGCCCGCUAAUUAAUCUGCCAUUUUGCGAAGAGAACCGUACUUCAUCGUUUAGUUCAGCUAUAGCCACCUCAGGUAGUUAGAGCUACCAAUUCCAAAACAACUCGCCAUUUGUUAAGAUAUAACGAUGGCAUCGUCUUUUGUGAUUGGUGCCAAAUUUCGCGAGAGAUUGAACGAUUUUCUUGGACAGUCUAACCUAACUGUUCCUCCCGAACUUCGCGAGGAACUUCGGAACAUUGUCGAAAAGGAGGAACCAUCUACCCUGACCUUCCGAACAGCAAGAACAAUUCACAAGUGUCUUCAAGAGAACGGUCAUCCAGUUUUCCUUCAUGAUCUCUUGGAGGACAGUAUCUUGUUCCUGCCACAGGUGGAGAUGCCACCCAGGAACCCUGAGCUGGUGGCUCGUCUGGAGAAGAUCAAAGCCAAGCUGGCUAAUGAGGAGUACAAUAGGAUCACACGAAACGUCAAUGCACAGGAAAUCAAUCGCCAUGGCACUUUAGCAGACUUUGGAAGGGAAGUGCGGUCCGUCAAGGCAGUUGUUGUAACAGUCUUCAACUUCCUGGUGACAGUAGCAGCUACGUUUGGCUGUUCCUACAUGGGCAGCCAGUACCUGUUUACAGAGACAGCAGCAAGGGUGAUAGCUGCUGUGAUCGCUGCCUCUGUGGUGGGCCUAGCAGAACUCUAUGUUCUAGUGAGGACAAUGGAGGGGGAGCUUGGAGAGCCCUAGGAUCUGUGGAAGGAGAAGGAGAAACCCUGUCAACCAUUGGAGUAUGGAAGCCUUCAAACCAUGGUUCAGAUUAACAUUCCAGCUGUUUAGGCUGAUAAAUGGACUAAACUAUAAAUAUUACACUUAAAUGGUCAGAUUCAAUCAAUUGUACACUGUACCCAACUACUGUUUUUAAAAUAAUUUGUUGCGUUUGUCAUAUUUAUUUGCCCUAAUUUGUUUUUGUGGUCUAAAAAUCCUGUUCUGUCUCACAAUGUGGGGUGAAAGUUAACGGUUCCAUGAGUUAAUAAAGUGUUCAGUUGCCCCUGC